UGGUCAAAAGACGCCAUUCUCCAAUCGAAACAUUGUGGUGAUUUGGUCAAAACACUGUGUAAUUUUUUUUUUGUAAAUAUUUACGGAACCGGUAUCUUUGUGUUAAACUUAAUUAUUUAAGUGAUUUUUGGUCUUCAGACUUAUCUAUGACAAAUGGCUGAUGUUGUGUUGUGAUUGUAUCCGUGAAGAUAAAGCUGCACAUCAAGUUGUUUUUUAGCGAUGACGUACAGUUAGUCUGUACACUUCAAGUAAAUCUGUAUUUAAUGUGAUAAAAGUAUCGGAUAAUCUGUUGUAUUUUACGUACCCGAAUUGAUGUUUCCAUGGAAACCUACUUGGCGAUGUUCUAUAAGUGUUGACUCCGAUACGAUUGUUAUAUUCUUACAGCAUGUAUGCUAAAGGCAAAGGCUCAACAGUACCGUCAGAUGCUCAAGCAAGGGAAAAGCUUGCUCUUUACGUAUAUGAAUACUUACUUCAUGUUGGAGCUCAAAAGGCUGCACAGACAUUUUUGUCAGAGAUAAGAUGGGAAAAAAAUAUCACUUUAGGUGAACCUCCAGGUUUCUUACACUCCUGGUGGUGUGUUUUUUGGGAUCUGUAUUGUGCAGCCCCUGAAAGAAGAGAAACUUGUGAACAUUCAAGUGAAGCCAAAGCAUUUCAUGAUUAUGGCUUUGUAAAUUCCGGUUAUGCUGUAAAUGGAAUUGCACAUAAUCCAACAGCUCCCAGUCCUCUUGGCCAAAUGCCACCAAAUGAUGGAAUGCCUGGAGGUCCAAUGCCACCUGGUUUCUUUCCAAAUUCUCAUAUGCGACCUUCACCACCACAACAGCCAGCUUCUCAACCGUCCCCCCAUCCUCAACCGCCACCUCACUCGCAGAUGAUGCAGAAUCAGGGGAUUCACAUGCUGUCUUGUAAGAACUGUGCCUGCAGAGAUUCUGGUUGUGUUAAUAAUGCAGCAGUGGGAUGUAACUCCAUAAAGAGCUUCAUAGGCCCCGGUCCCAGGUAUCCUGGUGGACCCAGAGGACCAGGUGUGCGGAUGCCGCAACAGGUGGAAUUUAACGCACCUGGUAAUGUUCCAGGACAGCCAAUGAUGCCAAGUGGUAUGGAUCCCUCCAGGCAAGGUGAAAGCGGAGAAUUCGUUUCAUGGCAAGGUCCAUCAGGAAUGAGUCCAAUGAACCCGCGCAUGAACCCUCCGAGGGGGCAGCCUAUGGGACCCAUGAAUCCAGGCAAUUAUGGUGGAAUGAGGCCUCCAAGUGGAGCCAUGGGACCAUCUGGACCCCAGAUGUCCCCCAUGUCUAUGCCUGGACCUGGAGGCCGACCAUGGAAUCCAAACACAUCUUCUAUGAAUUAUUCAUCAUCAUCACCUGGAAGUCAUUAUGGAGGUCCACCUGUGUCAAGUUCAGGGGGCCAAGGUCCAGGAACUCCAAUUAUGCCAAGUCCACAAGAUUCUUCAGGAUCUGGACCAGAUGGAAUGUACACUAUGAUGAAACCUGUCCCAGGAGGUAAUAUGCCAGGGUUUCCAAUGGGUCCUGGUCCUGAUGGCCCUAUGGGACCUAUGGGUCCAGAUAUGGGACCACCUGUUCUGAAUGGCAUAUCUUCAGCAGAUGGUAUGGAAGGUAUGAAGAAUUCCCCAGCUACUGGCCCUGGAACACCAAGAGAAGAUGGACCUCAGAUAGGGGAUUACGGCAUUCCAAAUUAUGGCCAAGACAAUUUGCAAAGAACAGUUUUUGAACCUGGUAGAAGUUGAACCCUGCAACUAUAUAACUUCAAAACUUUAUCAGCUUGAUCCCAGUCGUAGCACCUAAUAAGAGAAUAUGCAGGAGACAAAGGAUAUGGAAAAUUAGAGCUUAUAUACACCAACUCACAUCUCACGUUCAGGCAAUAAUCUACUUUGUAAGAUGCAUUGCACCUUUCGUCUAUAGCAUCGUGUUCUGUGACAACUUCAUGCAACGUACUGUUUCACUCUAACGAGGCCAGCUUUUUCCCCAGUUUCUUUCCCCUUCUUCUGAUUUGGGUGCUCAAAGAAAA
Argiope bruennichi is the source of this 2019-nucleotide messenger RNA. Its product is annotated as single-stranded DNA-binding protein 3-like. Gene Ontology annotation, biological process: positive regulation of transcription by RNA polymerase II. Gene Ontology annotation, molecular function: protein binding; single-stranded DNA binding. Gene Ontology annotation, cellular component: nucleus. The record is from RefSeq and is a predicted model, not a curated record. Bases 386 to 1738 code for a protein of 450 amino acids. Lineage: Eukaryota; Metazoa; Arthropoda; Arachnida; Araneae; Araneidae. The transcript is spliced from 21 exons.